AUGUAUGCUGAUGUAUCGUUUACAUUUACAGAGGUCUCUGAUGAAAAUGUGCAGACUGAAGUACCAGAAGACGUGACGAUUAAUAUACUUAAAAGUAGGAAAAGGAAGGCUUGUCCGGACCAGUGGAAAAGAAAUGUCAGAAAGUUUCUUAGAAAUUCAGGUCAAAAAUACACCAAUAUUUAUGGUAACCUUCUACAGGCUCGAAGUUUAGGUCCAUCUUGUAAUCUAUGUAGACUAAAAUGUGAUGAAAAAUUCACGUUACAAGAAACAAGACAGAUCUUUGAAACAUAUUGGUCAAUGGGACAUAUAAAUUAA
Molecule: messenger RNA, 315 nt
Organism: Diabrotica balteata
Lineage: Eukaryota; Metazoa; Arthropoda; Insecta; Coleoptera; Chrysomelidae
Source: the annotation of a GenBank genome assembly